This is a messenger RNA of Symbiodinium necroappetens, 306 nucleotides long. The record is from the annotation of a GenBank genome assembly. NCBI's taxonomy places the organism in Eukaryota, Dinophyceae, Suessiales, Symbiodiniaceae.
GUGCUUGAGGAGGAGCAGAAGCAACUCACUUUGGCCAUGAAAGAGUCGAAGGAGGAUGUCAUUCACAAUAGACCGGAGUUUGCGGCUCUCUACGGAAUGGUCACGCCAGCUGAGCCAGUCCCUGGAGCAUCCUCUUCUUCGGCUUACGAAGAGAAGAGGGACAGCCGGGAGUUUCAGUAUCCGGAGAGUGUCUAUGCGGUGAUGUCAAUGGGCUUUCCGCUCGAAAAGUGUAUCCAGGCCUACCAUUUGGUGGGCGACAAUCCCGAAGGAAUUCUGCAGUUCUGCUGCCAGACACUGGGUCGAUGA